Cooperia oncophora is the source of this 336-nucleotide messenger RNA. The record is from the annotation of a GenBank genome assembly. Lineage: Eukaryota; Metazoa; Nematoda; Chromadorea; Rhabditida; Trichostrongylidae.
AUGGAGGAGAAGAAGGACUCUCUCAGGGGGGUGGCGUUCGCUGCUGUUGUUUUCUCAACGGUAGCCGUUUCCGCUUGCCUGAUCACCUUCCCAUUAGUAUUCCACUAUGUACAAACGCUCCAAGCAACUGUUCAGGGAGAAGUCGAGUACUGCAAAUCUCGUUCAAGAGACAUGUGGCGUGAAAUGGUGGAAGUCGCUCCAGAAGGUGGAGAGGACCCUCUAGACAUUCUUCUCCGUACCCCUCGUCAGGCUGAAGCUCAAUGCUGUACAUGUCAACAGGGUCCACCUGGUCCAGACGGUCAACCAGGACCUGACGGCAAGGAUGGACAACCAGGA